CAAGCAAUGUUUCGAUACCUCGCUGCUCUGAUUCUCGUCGUCGCCUUGGCGACGUGUACAAACAAGUCUGUUGAUGCCCGCGUGGUCCACCCCAUCGUCACCCUCGAGGCCGAUGGCUCAUCUCCCACCUCUGGCGAUGGUCGUCGCCUGAUCAGCUCCACCAACCAAGAUGAACUUGGAGCGUUAUGCCAACAGAUGCACUACAAGACGUUGUGCUCCACGAUGACGACACUGCCUGGGGUGACUACGCCAGAGCAACUCUUAGAUGCAUCCCUGCGGAUUACAGCGGUGAAGGCAGCGAUGGCGGAGAUGAAGCUAGACAAUGCAAUAAAAUCAGGCAGUGCUCAGGGUAACCCGAUGAUGUCGUCGCUAAAGACAUGCAAGGAGAGCUACGCGUCGCUGGUAGACUCCAUCAAUACCACGCGGAACACGCUCAAAAGCGGCGGCAGCAAUGCAGACCUCAUGUCGGAGCUAUCCGCGGCGGACACCUUCGCCACCGACUGCGGGGACACCUUCGACGAGCGACCAGACCUCAACUCACCCAUACCCGGUGCACAGCGCCACGUCAACCGCCUCAUCAGCAACUGCCUUGACCUAGCAGCCACCAUUAAGGAACAACCCUAGAUGCCUAUGAUGUGGACACUGAAAAAAUUUAUCUACAACUGGCUGAAGAAGAAACAGUCCCACAACCUACUUCAAAUUUACGACAUGUCUGCACAUACCAAUAAUUGUGUGGCUUAUCGAUUUUGGCUCUUUUUAUAUCCUUUGAUAUUGCUGGGGCAUAAAAAGCAAUCAUCGGUUAUUAGUAGGUGGAUACGUGUCGCAAAUCCAAAGAAGGUUGUAUGACUGUUUCUCUGUAGCCAACUAUAGAACUAGACCGCUUGCAUGCAUGUAUUGACGAGGACACACAGUGUUAGCAUGGUACAUUAUAUACAUCUAGUGUACAUUGCUCUGU
Molecule: messenger RNA, 955 nt
Organism: Zea mays
Lineage: Eukaryota; Viridiplantae; Streptophyta; Magnoliopsida; Poales; Poaceae
Exons: 2
Coding region: 7-624 (205 amino acids)
Molecular function (GO): enzyme inhibitor activity
Source: RefSeq, marked validated